Rhodofomes roseus is the source of this 2056-nucleotide messenger RNA. RefSeq lists its product as uncharacterized. The record is from RefSeq and is a predicted model, not a curated record. Lineage: Eukaryota; Fungi; Basidiomycota; Agaricomycetes; Polyporales; Fomitopsidaceae. Gene Ontology annotation, molecular function: RNA polymerase I core promoter sequence-specific DNA binding. Gene Ontology annotation, cellular component: RNA polymerase transcription factor SL1 complex; RNA polymerase I core factor complex. Bases 143 to 1954 code for a protein of 603 amino acids. The transcript is spliced from 11 exons. Gene Ontology annotation, biological process: RNA polymerase I preinitiation complex assembly; nucleolar large rRNA transcription by RNA polymerase I.
CUGGCCGCGACUCCGAGGACCUUAGGCUGGCGGUAGCUUCCUCCUUGCUCGUUUGCCCACCACCCUGCACAGAAACUCGCAAACUCGAUUUGACUUGCAGAUUCUUUGUUAAGACGCCUUCCAGAGAGAAUACUUGUGGUUCAUGGCGCCUCGCCGACGUUGUCCCAUCUGCGGCUCGAAGCAAUGGCACAAGGAGCCUUCGAGCGGACUCAUAACAUGUAGUGAGGGGCACGUCUUGCAGAAUUACCGCAAUGAGACGAGAGAGGUCACUGAGCUAGGCCCGCACGCUCUGAAGAAGCGCGCGCUGAAGUCGACUAGGAAGAAGAAAGAACGAGAGAGCAAGGCAGACCCGAGGCUCUACCAUGGCGAGCGCGCACGGUAUCACUACUUCCAGUGUCUACAAUUGCUCCUGCGCAUGCAAGUCACAGCUCUGACAGGGUUAUGGGGACUUCCAGCAGAGUUUGAGAUCGUCUGCCGAGACGUAUGGGCGUUGCACCUUAGUCUGCUCCCCGUUCCACCUCCAGCAGAACCUCUCUCCGCCACCCAAGCCCAAUCAGAUACCCCAUCUUCCAAGCCAGACCAAUCUACACACGACACCUCACCGUCGCGCGAGGGAAGCGGCGACGAAGCCGGUCCCGAGAAGACCGCUGAGCCCGCUAACAGCGAGUCAUCCUCGUCGUCGAGCGACGAGGAGGAUGACCCGGAGAUGGUGGAGCUCAUGAGGCAGGCAGAGGAAGCGUCGUCGUCGUCCUCGGAGGAUGAUGAAGGUGGAGAGGGCGCGCAGAAGAAGGUUCCCGCAUCUCGAACGAAAACGAAAACGAAGUUCGGCAGGAAGUACGACUUGCCCGUGAACAACCUCGCGGUGCUGGUGGUGGCUUGUUGGACGUUGCGGCUACCAGCGACUUAUAUGGACUUUGUGAGACUGGUUGAGGGAUAUGAUCUACCGUACCUUGACCCCGUCCGACUCCUCCCUGAAAGCCUCACUACUCAUCUCACGAAGCAUACGAAGAGUGCACUGUCCCCAGAGCAUGCACCAUCGGUCAUACUUCUACACGGCCUCGCAUCUAGGCUUGCCAAACUAAUGUACUCCACACAUCAAGUGCAGACGCCAGAGAUGAAUGCAGCGCCAACACUCUGGCGAGCCGUCCGCGCUCUGUGCGGGACACCGACGCUAUAUGUGUUGACCAAGAAAGUCGCCCGCGUUCUUUCCGUGCCACUGACCUUACACCGCACGCUCUCGGCGCCUCUCGAACGCGUCAAGAAGAAAGAUCCGACAUGGCAUAAGUUUGACAAUGCCGUCCCCGAGGUCUCCUUGAUUGCCACCGUGAUCGUCGUUCUCAAAAUGGUUUACGGGCUAGAUGGCAAACCCAGGUCGCCCAAGAAAAGGAACGAUCCUGCAUGCUCUCUACCCUGCAUCGACGACUUUCUGGGUCGUAUCAAGGCUUGCGACGAUUCAGCACAUGAGCACCAUCGGUUCUGUGCUACUUCACAGAUGUACGUUCAGGAUAUGGACAACAACGCCUUGGACGAUUACUUGGCUUUCUGCGAGAAGGCGCUGCUACCGCAGGAGGAUCGAAUAGUAGGUUUUGUAGAGCGGAACGCAGCGAUAACCUUCUUUCCUCUGGACAAGCAGGACAAGGAAAAGCAGGACAACCCUCAAUCCCUAUCGGCGGAGCCCACCUCUCUGGAAGCCACGCUACGCGUCGAUGAGGACGACGACUGCCUGCUCCCUGGGGAGAAACUACCGAUUUACAACACCUUCGACGCACUUGGAUCUUUACCUGAAGAGUAUGACAUGGUUAUCAGGCGGGCCGCUCAUUGGUGCGGUGUCCACGAUGAUUACGUUGCUGGUGUGGUAGAGAGGUUUGAGCGGCGACUGUUGCGCUGGUGGACCAGGAGGACGGACGGCGAAGGUACAGAUUCUGACAACCAGGACGCAGACGGAUCAGUGUAACAUGCCUCGUUGAGGCUGUACAUAGCGAGCAACAUCUGCUCCGGUUGACACAAGUGCCCGCAGGCACACGGCGCCGUCAUUGGUCAGGCGGCGUUGUCAGUA